CAGCGCUCACGGGCUUUUGGAGUACUGCGCAUGCACGUCAUUUUGAGCCGUAACGGUCGGAGGAGAAGUUAGAUCAGCUCCUCCCACACUGGAAAUCAUCAUUAAUGAAUGUCCUCCCACUGCAAUCACAUCAUCAGUGAAGCUCCUCCCACUGCAAUCACAUCAUCAGUAAAGCUCCUCCCACAGCAGUUCUCCAAUAAAUGCUGGGAUAUUCCCAUCAAACGAGCAUCAGAGCAUCAGAGCAUCAGGAGGAGCUGAAAUCUGCAAAGACUGAGUUUAUUAAAGAGGACAGUGAGAACAUGAGUGAUCCAGAACCCUGCAGAAUGAAACACACUGAAGAUACUGAAGAACAAAGAGACCUGAUGGAGGAGAGCGAGGAGAGUGAAGAACUGAGUGAAGUGGAGGAGGAACAUCAUGACAAACCUGGAGAAAAACCUUUGAGUCGCUCAAAGACUAAAAAGACAUUUUUAAAGAAAAGAAGAGCAAAGAAAUCUUUCACCUGCACUCAGUGUGGAAAGAGUUUCACAACAAAACAAUAUCUUGAUGUUCACAUGAGGAUCCACACUGGAGAGAAGCCGUUCGCUUGUGAUCAGUGUGGGAAGAGAUUCACAAAAUCAGAUUACUUGAAGUUACAUAUGAGGAUCCACACCGGAGAGAAGCCGUAUGCAUGCGAUCAGUGUGGAAAGAGAUUCACUUACAAAAAUGAACUUGAUACACACAUCAGAAUUCAUACUGGAGAGAAACCAUUCAAGUGUGAUCAGUGUGGGAAGAGUUUCCGUAAAUCUUCACACCUUAAAGGACACAUGAGGAUCCACACUGGAGAGAAGCCGUUCAUGUGUGAUCAGUGUGAAAAGAGAUUCACAUACAAACAUAGUCUUGAUGUUCACAUGAGGAUCCACACUGGAGAGAGACCGUAUGUAUGCAAUCAAUGUGGGAAGAGUUUCACCCGAUCAGAACACCUUAAAGGACACAUGAAAAUCCACACUGGAGAGAAGUCGUUCACAUGUGAUCAGUGUGGGAAGACGUUUCUUUGGGCAUCAGCCUUGAGGACACAUCUGACAGUUCAUAUGAAGGAGAAGCCACAUUCAUGUUCUGUGUGUGGAAAGAGUUUUUCACUGCUGCAAAGUUUACAUAAACAUGAGAAAAUACAUACUGGUGUAAAAGCUUAUAUGUGCUUUGAGUGUGAGAAGACUUUUACUUAUGAAAUCAGUUUAAAAGUGCACCAGAGAAUUCACACUGGAGAAAAACCUUUCAAGUGUUCACACUGUGACAAGAGAUUCAGUCAGUUAGCAAAUCUGAAAACACACGAAUGGGUUCACUCUGAAGAAAAACCUUGCAAGUGUUUGUACUGCGACAAGAGAUUCAGUCAUUCAUCAACUCUAAAAACACAUGAGAGGAUCCACACUGGAGAAAAACCUUACAAGUGUUCACACUGUGACAAGAGAUGCAGGCAGUUAACAGAUCUGAAACGACAUGAGAGUAUCCACAGCAGAGAGAAGCCGCACACAUGUGAUCAGUGUGGAAAGAGUUUCUCUUUUAAAAGUCACCUGAAGAUACACAUGAAGAUCCAUGCAGAGGAGAAACCACAUCACCGCAGUGUGAGAUCACGAACUACCAGAAAUCAUCUGGAAGGAGAGGACAGAGAGAUCCAGUGAUCCAGAACCUGCAGAUGAAACAUCACGAUCCUGAAGAACAAAGAGGUUGUGUCAAUGAGUGAUUUGACAAACAAACAUCAUCCAAAGUCUUCAGAAGUUUGUGUUUAUUUUCUGAAUGAAUUUGUGUCACUCAGUUCUCUUUUAUGAAGGAAAUUAGUAGUUCUCGUUCAUUUGUAUUUUCUGAUUGAAUCAGGAAUAUUUUUAGCUCUGAAAGCCAUGAAGUAGCCUAUUAUGAUUGCUUUUUUGAGCUUUUCAUGUUUUUAAUUUUCUCAAUAGAGCUUUUACAUGCCUAAUAAAUCAUAUUUCACUGCA
Megalobrama amblycephala (Wuchang bream) is the source of this 1967-nucleotide messenger RNA. RefSeq names its product gastrula zinc finger protein XlCGF57.1-like. Gene Ontology annotation, cellular component: nucleus. Bases 201 to 1655 code for a protein of 484 amino acids. The transcript has 4 exons. The record is from RefSeq and is a predicted model, not a curated record. NCBI's taxonomy places the organism in Eukaryota, Metazoa, Chordata, Actinopteri, Cypriniformes, Xenocyprididae. Gene Ontology annotation, molecular function: DNA-binding transcription factor activity, RNA polymerase II-specific; RNA polymerase II cis-regulatory region sequence-specific DNA binding. Gene Ontology annotation, biological process: regulation of transcription by RNA polymerase II.